Messenger RNA from Lachnellula hyalina, 2325 nucleotides. RefSeq names its product U2 snRNP-associated SURP motif-containing protein (gene U2SURP). The transcript has a single exon. Gene Ontology annotation, molecular function: RNA binding. Lineage: Eukaryota; Fungi; Ascomycota; Leotiomycetes; Helotiales; Lachnaceae. Bases 1 to 2325 code for a protein of 774 amino acids. Gene Ontology annotation, cellular component: nucleus. Gene Ontology annotation, biological process: RNA processing. The record is from RefSeq and is a predicted model, not a curated record.
AUGGCGACCGAUAAGAAGAAAGUCCACGGAUUCCCCGAUGUAGAAAACAAAUUACACGCCCCAUCCAAGAAAUCCCUUUUCGAGCGACAGAAAGCAGAAGCAGAAGCGAAACGUUUACGGGAAGCAGCAGAAACGAGAGCUGUGUAUGAGGAUUUUGUAAAGAGCUUUGAUGAUGAGGAUGACGUUCCUGUUGGGGGAGGGUUUGGUAGUGGUGGGAUGACUGGGCCUCCGAAACGGCAUUAUAGCUCACAGGGUGCUGUGUCGGGUGCUGGGAGGGGAUAUACCAGUGGUAGAGGCAGUGGACCAGGAAGUUUAGGACCGCCAUUGCAGACUCUAGGGAGGAAGAGAGGGUUUGAGGAGCCGCCAAGGAGGGAGAAGGGUGUACUUGCGUUUGAUGAUUAUGAGGAGCCUGAACGUGAGAGGAAGGUGUUUCGACAUAGCGACGAUGAGGAUGAGAGCCGUGGGGUUACUGAACGAGAAGUUCCCAAACCUACAUUACGACUUGCCGCCUUGCCUCCUGGAACUUCACCUGCUGUCAUUAAAGCCCUACUCCCGCCGAAUCUGACGGUUGAUGCAGUUCGGAUCUUGCCUCCCAGUGGACCGGGCACGUAUGCGGAGCGGAAAAGCAUGUCUGCUAUUGUGACGCUGGCAAAAGAUACAGCGGCCAAUGAUAUCGAUGCUGCGGUUAAUGGGCUGCAGAACAGGUAUCUGGGCUUUGGUUAUUAUCUCAAUUUGCAUAGACAUUUGUCUUCGGCUGCUAUUUCCAGCUCGGCUCCUAUACCGGUUUUGGGAAGUUCUACGGCUUCUCAACCUUUUGGUGCGAAGCCUGUUGUAGUUGCGCCUGCGGGAAGAGGACACGCGCCACCUCCGCAUCAGAGGGGUGGGUUUGCACCGCCGAGUUCUUAUGGGCCUACCGCAGGGGCACAGAUGGGGCGAGGUGGACCUUUGUUACAUGUUCCUGUUCAGGCGCCGAGGGAUGUCAAAGAGUUGAAGCUUAUUCAUAAGACUAUCGAAUCGUUACUCGGUCAUGGUCCGGAGUUUGAGGCGUUGCUAAUGAGUAGACCUGAGGUUCAGAGAGAGGAAAAAUGGGCUUGGCUUUGGGAUCCGAGGAGUACCGGUGGUGUUUGGUACAGAUGGCGAUUAUGGGAGGUUCUUACUGGAUCGACUACGAAGAGGGGUCAGGGAAAGUAUUUACCACUGUUUGAAGGAUCUUCGGCGUGGAAGGCACCUGAUCAACCGUUGGCUUUCGAAUAUACUACCAAAAUGGAUGAGUUUGUUUCAGAUUCCGAAUACAACUCCUCGGAUCAAGACGACUCUGGAGAUGAAGGCGUUCGAAGACAGCAUCAAAGCGGAGGCCCACCUGAUGCGAGUGCUAUAUUGGACGACGGAAAAGCCUACCUGAACCCCCUCGAAAAGGCAAAGCUAGCCCAUCUCCUCUCCCGGCUGCCUACUAGCACAGGUAAAUUACGAAAAGGUGACGUAGCACGUGUCACUGCAUUUGCAAUCUCUCACGCAGGACGAGGAGCAGACGAAGUAGUCUCCAUGAUCGUCUCCAACAUCGAAAAGCCCUUCGCCUACACAUCAGCCAAUCCAGACCGCAAGAAAGAAAAGGACGGCAGCGAAAAUGAUGGCGAAGACGAAGAGACAUCCGACACCAGCUCCGCAAGCCUAAUAGGCAUCUACAUCAUCUCCGACAUUCUCUCUUCAUCCUCCACCAGCGGCGUUCGACACGCCUGGCGCUACCGCCAACUCUUCGAAGCUGCCCUGCGGCAACGCCACGUCUUUGAGGGCUUGGGGCGAAUGGAGACGAAAAUGAAAUGGGGACGCCUUAGAGCUGAGAAAUGGAAGAGGAGUGUGGGGAAUAUUAUUAGUUUGUGGGAAAGCUGGUGUGUUUUCCCGCAGGCAAGCCAGGAGCAUUUUGCAACCGUUUUCAGCAAUCCACCUUUGACUGCUAGAGAAGUCGAAGAGGCGAAGAGGAAGGAGGAUGAGGAAAAGACAGCGAGGGGGAAAAAUAGAUGGAAGGCUGUUGAAGAUGCUGCUAAAGAAGCGACUGAGCAGGAACAUGCGGAUGGAGAGCCGAUGGAGGAGGAUGUUGAUGGGGAACCGAUGGAUGAAGAGGAUGUGGAUGGUGAGCCGAUGGAGGAAGACGAUGUUGAUGGUGAACCAAUGGAGGAGCAUCUAGAUGGGGAGCCGAUGGAAGAAGACGUGCCUGCACCUGUGCCACCUCCGGUGGAGAGCAAGCCGGAUACAGUACCUGUGGGAGGCCCGCGUAGGAGACCGCGAGCUGUGGAUAUGUUUGCCGAUUCGGACGAUGAUGAUAAUUAA